Messenger RNA from Rhizophagus irregularis DAOM 181602=DAOM 197198, 14268 nucleotides. Lineage: Eukaryota; Fungi; Glomeromycota; Glomeromycetes; Glomerales; Glomeraceae. The record is from RefSeq and is a predicted model, not a curated record.
AUGACAGAUGAAGAGUUUGAAAAUGUUGCAAGAACACCAAUUUUAAAGUCAGGUCGUGAUACAAGAAGCCAAAAGAAAUCAGACAUGACAGAUGAAGAACUUAAUAAGUUUAUUAAUACGCCAAUUUCAAAGUCUGGACACGAUACUAGGAACCAAAAGAAAUCAAAUAUAACAGAUGAAGAAUUUGAUGAGUUUAUAAGAACACCGAUUUUAAAGUCUGGACACGAUACUAGGAACCAAAAGAAAUCAAAUAUAACAGAUGAAGAAUUUGACGAAUUUAUAAAUACACCACUAUCGAAGAACCAAAAGAAAUCAAAUAUAACAGACGAAGAAUUUGAUGAGUUUAUAAGAACACCAAUUUCAAAGUCUGGCCGUGAUACAAGAAGCCAAAGAAAAACAGACAUGACAGAUACACCAAUUUCAAAGUCUGGACACAAUACUAGGAACCAAAAGAAAUCAAAUAUAACAGACGAAGAAUUUGAUGAGUUUAUAAGAACACCGAUUUCAAAGUUUGACCAAGAAGAGUCUGAUAAAACUGACAAUGAUGACGACGACGUCGGUCACAAUAAUAAUGUUAAUAAGAAUGAUUAUUACGGGGAAGACGCCCUUCGGUCUUCAGAACGUAAUAUUAAUAAGCAAAAAGAGAUUUCUGUAGACAGUGGUUAUGAUCCUUAUCAUAAUGAAACUUCUUAUCAUUCAGGAAAAACAAAUAUUCAAAAAUUUUCUACUCAAAACAGUUUUCACAGCGUAAACACGUUCGAUCCUCUUAGAGACCAUAGCAGCAGUAAUAAUCAAGGAAAAAGUCAUUAUUCAGAUCUUGAAUCGCAGCCCUCUAGUGGAAACAUGAUCACUAAUAUGUUCAGUAAAUUAAUUUCAAAUAAUAAGGAUGACGAAAUCAAAGUUACUUUCCAUGUUCAUUUGCCGGAGAAUAUUGAACAACUUGGAAAACCUGUAGUCCUUGGUGAUGUAAAAGAAUUAGGACUUUGGGAAAAACCCAUGUUAAAGCUUCGUCAACCAUUUCCUCGAAAUCCAACAUAUUGGCAAUCUGAUCCGGUUACUAUUUCGCUGUCAGUUUUUGCUGAAAGAGCUGAAAUUCAAUAUAAAUAUGCUAUUCAUGUCAAAUCUAUGAUAUAUAGGGAAGAAAAAAUUAUAUUUGAAGGAACUGGUCCUCAUGAUAAUCGCACGUUGGAUGUUAAAAGAAAUAAUCAAUUUGGUAUAUGGAAAACCAGUUAUCGGAUUCCUGAAAGAUUCCGCAUAGUUACUAUCCGUGACUUUGCUUUUGUAGAUUAUAUCUUUAAUUCUAUCAAAACCAACAACCUUAAAGAUAAAGUUAUGGAAUAUCAACACUUAUUAACUCUCUAUAAUGAUUUAACGAUCCACGCAUCAAAUCUUAACUUCAUUUACAAACGUGUUGAUGAUAAAAGAGAAAAGCGACUCUUCUUAUGUCUUAUCUUAGGAUAUUAUUUUUCAAGGAGGCAGGGGUCUUUCCAUGAACCCUUAAGAGAUGACUUUCAAUCUGGAUUACUUCUUAAUGCACUUGAUGACUAUAAGCAAGAAACUUUACCUUCAGACACCAAAGAUCAAAUGUAUACUGCUAUUACAACUUUAGUUCAGCAUAAUGCUUUCCAAAUGCGAUUUGAUUGGCUCAUUAUUUUUACAAUUGCGGCUGAAAUUGAUCCUAACUAUACAUUCGUUGAUCGUUUAAGAACCUUACAGUAUUCUAAUGAUUAUUUAUUGACAAAAUUCACUAAAGGAUUUGAAUACGUUAAAGCUUCCGUUGAAGAAGUUGAAUUUGAAAUUUACGUUAAAAUUGCUAAGUGGUUAAUUCAAAUAUGUAAUACCAUGGAUUCUCUUAUUAAAAUUUGGAAGGAUAUUCUUUUACAUAAUAACAAAAUUGAUAAAUGUAUCUCUAAAUGUUUUAUUGAACGAGUUCGAGAGAGCAUUUCUCACGAUGAUGCUGUUGCCUUAGAAAACCAUUAUAGAAGACUUCCAAAAGAUUAUCGAUUUGAUGUGUGUGAAGUUUUCCAGUCUCAUGUUUUAGUUUUGCUUGAAAGUCCGAAGAGAAAAUGGACAAAGGAAAAUAUCACUGCUAUUAAAUUACUUCUUCACGAUGAUAGUUUAAAUUGGCGUAGGGAAGAAGUUAUUCAAUCCUUAGAAUUAAUAUCUGAGUCUAAUACUUUCGAAUUAUUAAAUAUAUUUCCGGAACUUUUAGAUGAUUGGUUCCGUAGUGAUUUUACUGAUACUAAAGAGAAAAAGAUACCAAAAAUAUGUAUUACUUGGUUUAAAAAUCUUUUAGCCAAACUUGAUACGAACACAAGCACUAGCACUAGCUCAAGAAAGUCUUCAAGUGAAAACAACUUUGUUUUUUCAGUAUUUACACAAUUAGAACGCAUAUAUCCUUUGCUUGGUAACAGAAAAAAUAUUUGGCAGAAUUUAACAACUAUUGCAAUAGAAAGGGUAAGACCGCGAUCAGAUCAAAUACUUAGCGCAACGAAAUUUUUAAUUCACAUAAAAGAACAAGAUGUUAGAAUGUUAUUUUUAGAUACGAUUAAAGAAAUAUUAAAUAAGGCUGUUCAACAAAUUAAUGAUCAGUUAAUAGCUAAGAUAUUUACGAUAUGCAAUUGUACCCAAGGGAGGACUUUGGAGAUUCCAGACUCGAUGAGCGAGGACAUUUUGUGUCAUAUCAUAGCUAGAUUGCAAAGCCAAUCGACCGUAUCUAAUUCUUCAGAAAAUCAUUUAAAUAUUUUAGGAGCUAGUAAAUUUUGGAACAUUAUAUUACGCGCUACUGGGAAUGUUGAGAAGCUUCAUUCAAAUGCAUUUGUACAACGCGUUAAAAUGUCUAUCAAUGAACUUGGUGGAUUACUCCGUGAAAAGACAAUUGAUAUACAAUUACUUCAACAACUUUUAAAAUAUUCUGAUGAUCAGUUAUUUAAACAUUUUGAUUCAGCUGUAUCCAAAAAGAAAGCUUUAGGUGAUGUAAUUGUCUCUCGAGAUGAAAUUACAAAACUUAGAGAAUUAUGUAACAAUUAUCAACUUAAACUCAAUACGCUUUUUAAGUUUUAUUCCGGAUUUUGUUCUGCUGCUCAGGUUACAGACGUAGAUGAUUACAUUCAAGAUAUAAAACAACAUAUGCAGAAUUCAAAUAAAGUGAAGCUAAAACAAGUUUUAUUAUCAGGUUAUUGGGCAUUCCACGAAAAAACUUUGCCCAGCGCAGAACGUUGUUACAAGUUCAAUCAAUCUCGAUCUUUUCGAAAUAUUUUUGAAGAUUGUAUUCAGGAAGAUGUUGCUGCAACAACAGUAGAAUACGUAGCACAAAAAUUAGUACCAGCUGUUUUCGAAAGGUAUAAUAUUAUUUGUAAACAACUUAGAGAUUGGGAAAAACUUAAAUGUUCGGAUGCGUCUUUGUUUUGGAAAGAUGUCACGAAUGUUAAUGCAGAGCUCGAUUUAAUGGAAGGCUAUAAAGGUCAUAAAAACCAAAAACUUGUACAAACUCUUGAUCAUCUUUCAAAAAUCCCUUUCUGGGUUGAACGACUUAUGAAGUUAGAAAAUGUUGUCGAAAUUUUCGAAGUACCGCAUAUUGAAGAUGAUUGGCUAACAAAAUCAAUUCGUAUUUUAAAAGAUGAUUCCAUGAAACUUAGUCAAUUAAAUAAUUUUUUCGAUUACCUUGAUAGAAAUCUUUCCAAUGUUAAUCAAGAUUGUUGGAAAUUGUUAAAGGAGUUAUCAGAUGCUGAAGACUUUAUAAACUUUUUAAAAGAAAUUGCCGAGCAUGAUAUUAAAAAUUUGAUUAAUGGUGUUGAUGAUCAUUCAGAUGAAAGAUUGAUUCAAGAGGAUACGGUUUCAUCACUUAUUCAAGUCAAGCAAUUUUUAUUACCUCUCAUGAAUAAAAAUAAAAUGGAAGAUAUUGCUAGUUUUUUGGUUGCACUAUCAAAUGUUAUUAAGAAAAAUUCUACUUUAGGGGAAAAGAUCGCGUUGUGUAGUAGUAGCAAUAUGGCAUUACGAAACAUGUACAAGAACAUUUCAAAUCGUGGUGAAGUUACUAAAGAAAAAAUUAAGAAUGCCGUACUUGAUGGAAUUUAUACUUUUGCUCGUGACGAAAAAGAAGACAAGUGUUAUGUUUCAUUAAAAUACAUUUCUAAAACUUCUAAAACUAAUAUGAUGUAUAAUAUGAAUGAGAUAUUAGAUUUACGCGGGCGAGCUCUUUUGAUUGCAAAACCUAAGUUAAGCGAAAGUGAUGUCAGAGAAGCGGAAAUGUCAAAAAUUGUUAUGGAUGAAUUUGUUGUUCAAGUUGAUAUGGCACAAGAAAUAAUUGAUAUAGUGUCUAUGUUAAUGCAAAUGGGGCAUUUUAACUAUAGAAAGUUUGAAAAAGAAUUACAAGGAACAAAUAAAAUGAAAGAUUAUUUAAAAUCCUUGAAGGACGAACUUGAAAAAUGGCAAAAUAUAGUGGAUCUUGCACAAGAACGGUGUUAUUAUCUAACAUUUUUCCCGGCCCGUCAUAUUUUAGCAUUCUUUGAUUAUUUCACAUCGGAAGAAUUAGAUGAGAAGAAUAAGGAAGAAUGCAAAACAUUGAUUAGAUUUGUAAAUAGCAAAGCUCAAUUGCCAUCUCAUAAGGAUAUUCAAGGAAUUUCACGUGAAUCCAAAGACUAUUUUAGAAUUCUUUGCGAAAUUGGCAAUGAAUUAGAAAAAAUUUUUAUAAAUAUUCCAAAACAAUCACGUAAACUUAAAUCGACUGGACAACGCAUAAUUUCAGAUUUAGUUAGAAAGGGUAAAUUAUUCGUCGCUUCUUGUACUGACAAAACACGAGUUCCAAACAUUAUCAUGUCAUUAUAUGCUAAUCACGGUUAUUAUCCCGAACCGUGGCAACUCUUGAUAUGUACUUCUUCAACUACGAUGGAGGAACUAACAAUCUUCAUAAAAAGAAGUUUAUUCGCAUCGAAUAAUGGAUAUGAAAAUCACUUAUUUUGUAUUGCAAAUUUAGAAUUAUUAGAUUUUGAACUACAAUAUAAUCUAGUUAACCAAAUUAGAUCAACACGAGAUCAAAAGGAUUAUUUUUUGGCGCUUAUUUGUUGCAGAGAAACUGGAAUGCAUCACCAUAUUUUGGAUCAAUUCUCUUCAGAUGUUCAUGCAACUAAUGGCUUAAACACUGAAGCUAUGAGGGGAAUUUAUAAGGAAUUAUGUAAGAAUGUUGUACGUGUUUCUUCUGACUUAUCAGGGCAAGGGAAAACUGAAUGGAUUAAAGAGAAUAGUUUCAGUAAAGGGAAAUUUAUACGCAGCUUUUUAAUAAGCGAUGGUAUGGAGUUUGGCAGGCUUGUACGUCAAUUCAAGGAAUAUAAACCCCGACCUGUAGAAAGUUUACAUAUCAAUAUAAUAUCAGCAGACUAUCCAGAAGACGUUAACAUGUUCUUAUUUGAGUUAUUAACUUUGGGUAUAGUUUCGACUAAUGUCGAUAUAGUUUGCCUGCCUUUAUCAGAAAAACCUACUUAUAUUUAUAUUGAAGUAGCCUCAACUACAGAACAACAUUUACUUAAUUCUCUUCCUAUGACAGGAUAUUUAUUGUUCAAUCAUUUAACUUGGAACAUUAAGAAUUUGAGAGUUUCUCAAGAAAUUCAUAGUCCAGUUCAAGUUACCUGUAAUUAUCUGAAUCUAUUGAAUAAUAAUGAAGUAGAUACAAGAGAAAUCCUUUUCAAGACAAAUAAAGCGAUUAAAGAACCUUUACCAGCAGACCGCUGUCAAAAUCUCAUCGAGAAAUAUUUCUUUAAUAAAGAUGCCAAAGAUAUUUCUUCAUUUAGAUUUGUUGAAAUAUUUGUUAAUGUCCUUGCAGAUCAAUUAGUUCGAUUAUCAUCAAGUCAAUUCUUUACUGUAGACAAUCUGAAGUUAAUGGUAAAAGAAAAUAAAAUUAGAAAUUUAAUAGUAAGAACCUUUAUAGAUGUUUCGAAAGAUUUUGCAACUAGAUCUAUUAAAACUAAAGCGGCACAAUUAGAAUCUAUAACUGCUGAAGACGAAAAUGCUCGUCUUGGUACAAUCGUUCAAUGGGAUGACUCAAAUCAUCUUAUAGUAUUUUUCAAUUCUCAAACUCCUGAUACAAUAUCAUCUUUAUAUCGGGACAGAACAAAAGUUCAUGAUAAUGUUAAGAUUUUAUUAAAAAGUCAAAUAAUUGGAGAUCAAACAAAAUGGGAAUUAGAUGAUUAUAAUUCGAUGUCUGCAGAAGCUCUUUUUGUAAAAUUAGAAUGCUUGGCGCGAAGGUCAAUAGGAAAACUAAAUCUUCCCGAGUAUGCCUUAUCUAGUGAUAAUUUAAUAAAGAUGGCCUUAAUUCUUUUAAGGGCGCGUGCAAACAUUCCAGUCAUAGUAUGUGGUGAAGCAGGAUGUGGAAAGACGAGUUUAAUUGCCUAUUUGGCCUUGAUAGUUGAAGUUCAAUUUCAGGCUCUUAACCUUCAUGCGGGAAUUGACGAAAAGACUAUUAUGAUGUUUAUGAACGAUGCUUUGAAAAAAGCAGAAAAAGGCGAGAUUUGGUUAUUCUUUGAUGAAAUCAAUACUUGCAACCAUAUAGGUUUACUUGCUGAUUUAAUAUCCCAUCGCAUGCUCAAUGGCAAACUUAUACAUCCAAAUAUUCAUUUAUUCUCUGCCUGUAACCCAUACCGUAUUCGUACAAGAACUCAAAGUGAAGCUGGUUUGACAAAUAAGGUCAAAAAGUAUGAAGAACAAAGUAGCCUUGUUUAUCAAGUCAAACCACUUCCUGAUCAAAUCUUGGAUUAUGUGUGGGAUUAUGGUGUUUUAAAACCAGAUGAUGAAUAUAAAUAUAUUCAAAUUAUGGUUGAAAAAGAAUUAAAAAAAUUAGCACAUCCUGUAUUUGCAGAACUCUUAUACUCUUCUCAAAGAUUCAUUCGUAAAGUUGAGGAACCAUAUAGUGUGAGCUUACGUGACGUCAAACGCGCUAUAACGUUAGUGAAAUUCUUUUAUAAUUCUCUCGAAAAUCGUCCAAUCUAUAGAAAGGGACAUAAAUAUCCACCAUCUGGAAAUCCAACCACAAUAACUAGAUCUUAUGUUUUAGCACUUAGUCUUUGUUACCAUUCUCGGUUAUAUGAACAAGAUUUACGUAAAAAAUAUCGUCGUGAAAUGGGGCAAAUAUUACAAAAUCACAAGGCUUAUAUAGGGGAACAUAUGUUUGCCAAAAUUAUUCGCGAAGAACAAGAAGAUUAUAUUAAUAGGAUGCAAUGUCCACCUAAUACAGCGCAUAAUGAAGCUUUAUUAGAAAAUGUUUUAGUUAUGAUUGUAUGCAUUUUGACACGAAUCCCACUGUUUCUUAUAGGGGCACCUGGCUCUUCAAAAUCUUUAGCAAUUCGUCUUAUAAGCUCAAAUUUACGUGGAUCUGAUUCAAAUGACAAAUACUUUAGAAAUUUACCACAGAUUUACUUAAUUCCACAUCAAGGCUCUUCAUCUUCAACUUCUGAUGGUAUUAUAAAAGUUUUUGAUAAGGCAAAUAAAUAUCAAGAAACAACUUCCAAGCAAUUUCCUGUUAUUAGCGUUGUUUUACUUGAUGAAGUCGGUCUGGCUGAGACAAGUCCUUUCAAUCCACUAAAAGUACUUCAUUCUUUGCUUGAGCCAAGUUAUCCAGCCACAGGGCCUACUGUUUCGGUGAUAGGAAUAUCUAAUUGGCGCUUAGAUAAUAGUAAAAGUAGCCGUGCAUUACUUGUUCAGAGACCACAAUUUGAUUUGGAUGAUUUAGUUGAUACUGCUGAACGUUUAUUAAAUACAGAAUUUAUUGGACCCGGACAAAGAGGCGCUUUAGAACCUUUAGCUAAAGCAUAUUCAGAUUAUGAAAAAGAAGGUCAAGCUUUACCUAACUUUCAUGGACUUCGUGAUUAUUACGCGUUGGUCAAACAGCUUUCAUUAAAUGAAAUGACUCCGGAGAAUAUUCAAAUGGCGUUAGCCCGUAAUUUUGGAGGAACAGGAAAUAAUGCCAAAUUAUGUGAAAAUUAUUUUAGAGAUGUUCUUAAAAUGUUUAACGACCAUAAACCGUGGUUCUAUAAACCAAUUCCAAUCGAACAAUUGAUCAAUUCAAAUUUAGAUGAUUCGGAUGCGCGUCAUUUGAUGGUUAUUGGUAAAAGUGAUUCGAUUGUAAAUUUAUUGACUUAUCAAUUAAGAAGGAAAAAGUUGGAUCCCGUUGUGAUUUUAGGAUCACAAUUCCCUGAUGACCGAGAGGAUUAUUCCUACAGUGUUUUGAGAAGGAUCAUGAUGUGUGUUGAAGAAGGCAGACCAUUGAUUCUAACAGAUUUGGAAAUAAUUUAUGGGAGUCUUUACGAUUUAUGGAAUCAGAAUUAUAUUGUAGUGGGAAGCAAAGAAAAUGUCAAAUAUUUUACACGAGUUGCACUUGGAGCGUAUGCCAACCCUAUGCUUUACGUUUCACCACAAUUUAAAUGUAUCCUUGUUAUGGAUGAAAAGAAUUUGGCUUCCGCUGAUCCCCCACUUCUUAAUAGAUUUGAAAAACAAAAAAUGUCAAUCAAUGACACGCUCAAUGAAAGGCAAAAAUCACUUGUCGAAAAUUUAAGCGAUUGGGCAAAAAGAAUGUCAACUUUGACUGGAGUUAACCCAGUAACACAAUUAAAUAAUAGAUUUACUCAAAAAGAUUUAUUUAUCGGAUUUGAUAAAGAUGAAACCUUACAAAGUUUAGUUAUCGAUGUUACCAAGAAUAAUUCUGACGCUAGUGAUGAAGAUAUUUUAAAUGAAUGCAAAGAAUGUUUAAUCGCAACAGCAUCUUCUGAUGGAAUGGUGAGAGCUGAAAGAUCGAAUUUAGAACGAGAUGAAGUUGAUCGAUGGAAGCAUGUUUAUUUUAAUCAACAACAUCAUGAUAGUCUUUACGAUUAUUUUGAUUACUUUAUUAAUCAAGAAAAAUCAUUGGCAGAUCCCAAUGGACAUUUAGUGAUUGUCAACACAUUCUCCAAUAUUAAUACGGAUGUUAAGUCUUGUUUACAAGAAUUUUUAAGUUGUCAAGUAGAUAAAUUGUCGACUUUCAAGACCGAAGCACAACUUUCAAAUCGGGUAAAACAUUUCUGGUUAGAAUCAACUGACAAAAUGUUAAUUCUCCAAUGUGAUGUAACUACUGUUAAUGCUGGAUGUAUUAAAUUAGCUAAAUUCAUUAUUGAACAAUUCCGAAACGAAUUCAUAACAAAGAAAGAUAAAAUGGAGCAGAAGCAUGCGUGUAUCAUUCUUCAUAUUCAUCGAGAUCAGGAAUCCACUUUAGCGUCUUUCAAUUUUAUGUGUGGUUGGAAGCAAGUGACUAUUGAAACAUUAUCAAGAAACGAAAUUCCUACAUCAAGUCUCUUGGAUGGAUCACUAUCUUAUAUAAUCAAUUCUGCUUAUCCGUUCGAGAAAAUUUUACAACAAGAACUAUUAUGGUGUUUAUUAUGUAUGAAAUAUCCGUCUAAUGAUAAGUCAAUCAAGCAUAUAAAGUUAUUAAGCGAAAAAAUAUUGGAGUAUCCAAGCUUUAUUAAAUGUUUGAAAGAAAGAACACUUGAAUGGAUCGAAGAAAAAUCUACAAAUGAUUGGCAAUAUAAAGUAGCGUCAAAUAAACAAAGUUUAUAUCCAUACUCCUCAUUCUCUGCAGCACUACAAGCUCAUAUUAGAAUACUGGUCAGAAAACCGAUAGCACAAAUUUUUUGUUCUUUAGAAAGAUUAUCAGCGACAAAAACAUUUUUCUUUAUCGAUGAUCAAAUAAUGUCGAAGGAAAAUUAUGAGGAAUUACUCAAGUUUUGGCAACAAAUUUAUAUGGAUAAGAAGAUCGUCAAAAUUGAUGAUUUACCAAAUCCAAAACCUGAUGGAUAUAAUAUGGCAGCAGGAAGUUUAUUUGAUCUUAAAUUUCCUUUUUCAUUUUAUUUUAUGAAACAAAUUGAUGGUUUUAAAAGGUAUUAUGAAGAGGAAGUAGCAAUGUUACAAAAAGAUGAUGAUAGAGUUGAUGAUUACGUAAUUGAGAACCAUUUGAAAGAUUUCAAAGAUAAUAUUCUUGCAUCAAUUCCUCAAUUAAAAGAUUCUCUUCUUGAAAGGUUUUCUGAGUUAUAUUUCAAUGACUUCGUAACUGUUAUUGCAGCAGAUGAUAGUGGAAAUAAGAAUACAAAAUUGUUAGCAAUAAUUCUCAAGUUACUUAUUGGUACUGAUAAAGUGAAUCAACCAAUUUUCCUUCAUACUUAUUGGUGGAAGAAUGCUAACGAAGUUUUAGCUCAAUUACAAUUGGCUCAAAUGUCUCCAGUAAUAAUUAAAAACAUCGAAAUCCAAGGCAAUGCUAUAAUUAAAGGAAGUGUAGAAAAAUAUCUCGUUAAAGAAGUGGCAAAGAUAAUGCUCCGACGAAUUUGUGGAAGUUUUGAAGGCGCAGCAAAUGCUCAUUUAAUCGAUAAAUGGCAGCAUGACGUCACAAAAGUAUUAUCUCUUGGCAGUAAGAUAGCGCGAGCAAGGAACUUGCCUGAUCUACAAUUGUUACGUAUCGUAAACGAUUUAGUUGCAACAAAAACGAUUCCUUUAGAUAGUGUUAGAGAGAUUGUUCAACUUGGAUUAAGUUCAGACGAACAAGAAAUUCUCUCAGAGGAAUUUGUCGGAACUGUCCUUGAUAAACUAGAUAAAUUAGAUCAUAAUGAAAAGAAUUUAAUUCCAAGAAGAUCAUUUAUCAUGAGAUGUCUUGCAUUGAUUCCAAUUGAAUCAAAUGUCCGAUUAAGUCUUUAUAAAAAAUUAUUCUCAAAUGAACCUUUUCCAUUGAUGGGCGCAAUAAUUGAAAGAAUCUUCCUUAAGGAAGAUUCAGAAAAUGAAGAUACAUUCUUUACAAUAAUUACGGAUUCUGAAGAAGUUUUAAGACAAUCAGCUCGGCUAAAUAUUAUUAAUGAUUGUUUAAAAGAUCUGGAUACAAACAUGGCUACUUUAUGUUGUGAUGUCAUUGAACAAACAUUUUAUAUAAAUGAAGAAUUGGAAAACUUAUCAGCUUUUUUUGUACCGGCCCUUGAAGCUUUAUAUAGACAAGGAAGACCACCAUUACAAAAAAUAGCUUCUAUUGCCUUACUUAAAGAAUUUGUUCGUCGAUUUUGGGACAAUUUUCUUCAGGAAGAUAAAAACAGUCCUAUUGCAUAUAAAAGAAUGGAGGAAGAAAAUUUUGAUAGUGAUGAACUAAUCGAUCAAAUUAACAACAGCAUGAAUUUGGCUCAUCCUAUGAUUAUUUCUCUCAAAUUUUACUUUUUAAGAGAUUUAUGUCAAAGAGACUUUUCGAUUGAUGAUAUUAGACGAUUUUGCGAAGCUCAGAGAAGAAUUUUACCUUGGCUUGGAACUUUAAAUUGGGAGGAUACUAGAGAAAACCGGUUAUCUUUCAAUCCCUAUUGUAAUUUACCCGAAUAUAAUGAAGUAGAAAACAGCUUUAUGACUUUCUAUAGUAUAGGAAAUAGGGGGCCUUUCCAAACAUUCAUACAAAACAUAAAACAAACAAUGGCUUUAACAGCUAAAAUAUCUUUAAUGGGACUCUUAUUUGUACGUCUUCAUGUUUUGAGGGCUUCGAGAGAAUGGCGACACUCAGAAACACAAUCAGCCGAUUUCUUGACCAAAGAACUUUCUGAAUUAAAUCUUCCGGAUAAAUUUAAAACAAUUGCAACAAAAAUCUUGUCAAAUAAACAACCUUUACUUAAAAUUAAUAAUCCGGGGAUUGAUAAUAGCGAUUUAUUGUUAAAAUCAGUUAUUGCACACAUUAUCGCACUUCAUUCAUCAGUUGAACCGAAUACAUCUCAACUAUCGAUGUAUUUACACAAAUUACAAGAAUGCCAGAAUCUCUUUAUUUUAACGUGCAUUUCUGAUGUAGAGUCCGUAGUAUUAAAUGCAGUUGCUGCUGCUGAACAAACGAAUACAAAUAAACUUACAAGAUAUGUAUGUAAAUGCGGAUAUAAAUAUUUCGUUGCGGGUUGUGGUAAUGUUUAUGUUUCUAGUAAAUGUCCAAAAUGUGGAAAUAAAAUUGGCGGAGAUACCUACAAUAAGCCAGCAGAAGGAAACACUAGACUUGACGCUCAGCCAAUUGCCCAAAUGUCGGCAAACGAUCAAGCAGGAUAUAUUGGAGAACCAGUUAAUCAUGAUUUGUAUCAUUCCGUCAGAUCUUUACCACCUACAUCAUAUCGUAUCUUACACUUUAUUGUUCAUGUUCUUAUUGGAGCAUCUACACCUCAACCUGCUUCUACUUUCCUUCAAAAAAACAACCAAAACGCCACAGAUCCUGAAAAAUAUUGUAUGGAUCAUAUUCGAAGUGAUUGGGAAGUUCUAAAAAAUCUUCUUAAUUGUACAGAUAUGAAUUUGGCGCUAAUGUUUCACUCAUUAAUAUCUUCAAUGACUGAAAAACCUCCAAUGCCGAAUCAACAAACAAGAACAUCUGCUGAACGUGAGAGAUGGGAAACAGAAUUCCAUAAUAACUAUAUCACACCACACACCAAAAAUAUAACUGAAACAGUAGCAAAUUAUCGUAUGAAAUUAAGUGAAGCUUUAACCAAAAAUAAGAAGAAUAAUAUAAUUGAAGGCGAAAUCAAUCAGACUUUAGUUAUGGAUAAACAUUAUCGAAGUGAGAAUUUGCCAACUUUAUGGAGAACGAUUGGAAUAAUUAAUUUCGAUAGCUUCCGUGCUUACUUUAUGAGCGAUUUGACAAGAAGCAAAAAUUAUCCAUUCCUCUCAGUAUUUUUCAAAUAUUCUGGACAGUUGGAGUUACUUAAACAUCUUUUGCCAAUUAUAAAAUUUGUUCAAAUUUUAAAUUCCAAGCUUGGAUACCAAUUAACAAGACAAAAGGCAAGAGAAAUGACUUUCAGACAAUUUAUAGAAAAAGAAUCUAAUGAAGGCGAAAAUCAUGAAAUGUUCAACAGUUUGAAAACUGCUUUUGACGACUUUAAACUUGGUUGGGAUACGGUAAUACCUUCGGUUGGACGAUACCAAUGUCAUCAACUUCCAAAUGAUAAACCUAUCAUGAGUUAUAAUCUUCCAGUUGUUUUUGGAUUGAUGGAACCGAAAGAUGCGGGAAUUUUCUUAUGCGCAAUUUUAGAUUAUUUAGUUAAUUUACAAAAUAACUUCUUGAAAGAAGUUAUCGAAAUCCCACCCGGAACUUGUAAAUCUCUCAAAUUUUUAGACGAACCCCAGUUUGAUGUCGAACGAACUGGUUUGUCAACACCAAAAGCAAAAGCAAAAACGGAUACACCAAAUGGAUAUUGUCUUCAAUCAAUGCGUCUUGAUCAUGCUCGUUCAGUAAACAUUAUAAAUUUCGAUUGGGAUGACGAAAUUCUUGCAUAUAGUCAAAGAAAUUUAGCAGUUGCAAGAGGAGAUGAUAUUGUCUACGAUUUGACAAAAAUUGAAGCUGAGUUGGCAAAUAUUUUAGUUUUUGAAAAAGUUCUUAUAGAAACUCAGCCAGAAUCCCAGUUGUAUCUAGAACCUUUCCCAUAUCAUAUGGAAUUAUUCCAAGGAUGUAUGAGAAUUCUUAGUGAUAUUAAGAAUUUAAUAACCCAAGAGCCAAUCCCACCUGAAAAAAUGAGUUUGUUAGGAAUUUCUAAUACAUUUAAUUCAUUUAUGUAUCCACAUGCUUCAGAAUCAAUUAUAGAUGAUGCAUCGGAAAUUUUGUCAUCAUUGGAAAUUCUUCUCUGCUUUGUCAAACGUACAGCAGUUGGAGACGGAGAUAAAUCCAUUAAGGAAUAUAUUUCACAAUGGAUGAAAUUAUCAUCAUUGUCCGAACAUGCAGGAUUCUCUAGAAUCCUAAAUGUUGAUUUACGACUUAAACAUUUGGUGGCCUUAUACGAAUUCGUUGAGGAUCAAGUUGCCAACAUUAAAAUUAAGUAUAUUCAUGAAAAAUACAGGGCUCCUCUUUCACCAGAUAUGAAGACCGCAAUAAAUAAAUCUGUAGAUUUUGAACAACAAACUACAAAGAAAGAACAACUUAUACCAGCAGAAGCGUUCGCUUUAGCAUUAAAACGAUUCAUGUUACGAUUUUUAACUUUAGAAAAUCAAAAAGAAAUGGAGCCAUUAUAUGUUUAUUUACAAGAUAGCUCAUUAAAUUUCUGGCCACCAAAUAUACCAGAAAAUCUUAUUGAUAAUUUAUUCCCAGAAAGUUUAUUGGUGGCUAACACGUAUGAUGCUUAUGAAUUUACAAUUAACAAAAUUGAGCAAAUGGCGAGGAGACAGCCUAACGUUCCGAUCAUCAAUCCAACUAUCCAUUCUCAACGAAUGCCUAUAAUUAACAAAGCUACUCGAUCAAGAAAAAACAAAAAUUCUAAAUUUGAUGCAAUGUAG